Schistocerca serialis cubense is the source of this 1657-nucleotide messenger RNA. It is a transcript of the gene cta, whose product is annotated as guanine nucleotide-binding protein subunit alpha homolog. Gene Ontology annotation, molecular function: guanyl nucleotide binding; GTPase activity; G-protein beta/gamma-subunit complex binding. Gene Ontology annotation, cellular component: brush border membrane; heterotrimeric G-protein complex. Gene Ontology annotation, biological process: adenylate cyclase-modulating G protein-coupled receptor signaling pathway; Rho protein signal transduction. The transcript is spliced from 5 exons. Lineage: Eukaryota; Metazoa; Arthropoda; Insecta; Orthoptera; Acrididae. The record is from RefSeq and is a predicted model, not a curated record. The coding region runs from base 1 to 966 and encodes 321 amino acids.
AUGGCGGCCGGUGUGCGGUCGUGUGCUUGCUGUCUGCAGUUUAAAUUUAGUCCUGAAGAAAUAGAACAGCGACACAAGAGCCAAGAAAUUGACAGACUUAUUGAAAAAGACAAGCAGACGUUCCGACGGCAAGUGAAGCUGCUGCUGUUAGGUGCUGGUGAAAGUGGGAAGUCAACUUUUCUUAAACAAAUGCGGAUCAUCCAUGGGGUAAAGUUCGAACCUGAACUUAUUAAAGAAUAUCAACAAGUGAUAUAUCUUAACAUUGUGAAAGGUAUGAAAGUUUUAGUUGAUGCGAGAGACAAAUUACAAAUUCCAUGGGAAAAGCCAGAAAACAGUGAAAGUGGAAAACACGUCUUGAGUUUCGAAAACAGCAUGAUUCUAGAUGCUAGAUUGUUUUUACAGUACGCAUCGUCCCUAAGUAACUUGUGGAAGGACGCUGGAAUAAGGCAUGCCUACGAUAGAAGAAGCGAAUUCCAGCUUAGCGAUUCUGUUCAGUACUUCUUUGAUAAUUUGGAGAGGAUAGCAAGAAUGGAUUACGUACCCACACAUCAAGACAUCUUGCAUUGUCGUAAAGCAACCAAAGGAAUCUCAGAGUUUGUAGUUCUGAUCAAUAACAUUCCAUUCCAAUUUGUUGAUGUUGGGGGCCAGCGAUCUCAGAGACAAAAAUGGUUUCAGUGUUUUGACUGUGUCACAUCAAUACUCUUUCUAGUAUCAUCAUCAGAAUUUGACCAAGUUCUGUUGGAAGAUAGGAAAACAAAUAGGUUGGAAGAAUCUCGAAACAUUUUUGAUACAAUUGUUAACAAUGUUGUAUUUCGUGGUGUCUCAAUCAUUUUAUUCAUGAAUAAAACAGAUUUGUUAAUUGAAAAACUGAAGUCCAGAAAAACGGACAUUAGAAAACAUUUUCCACAGUAUGUAGGAGACCCACAUAAUUUGGUUGACAAUUGCAUUAUGCCUGGAAACGUGUAAGCUUUGGGAUGCUAAGGCUUAGGCUGAAAUUUAGGAAGGAAUUGAAAUGCCUGCAUCUGAAAUGUAUAAAUCUGGGAGCCCAUAAAGCAGAGAAUUUUGUGUUUGUCAACACCUUAUAGUGGUAUGUAAUGAUUCUAUUUUAUAUUUUGUACACAAUUUAUAUGUAUUUAAAAUGUUAUUUUAGUUAUUCCAAGAGAUGUUGCACAGCUAUUUUACUGCAUUUUGAGCAUAAUAUAGUGAACAGUUUUUGCCAGUGCCUUGUCUUCCAGUUAUUUAUAAGAAAUGAUAAUUAACCCUUCAAAAUUUGUGCGCUUUGUUCAAAAUUGUUAAAGAGUUCUUGUAAUGUGUGCUGAGAUUUUUUUAUUUUAUUUUAUUUUUUUUUCCACACCAGGAAGUAGUAGAUUCUCUUACUUAGCAAUAAUAAUAAAUUUUGUUUUACUCUUCAUGGUGCUCUUUGGUUAGUGUGAUGUUUGCUUGGUGUUAAGAACAAAGUUCAAAUGUAUCAUUCAUGGGCUUUAACUUAGGUAAAUGUCUAGCCCUUACGAGAAAAAGUACACAAGUUUAAUUUUUCAGUUAUUGUAUUUAUAUUAUUUGAACACAUUGUUUCAUGAUGUAUUUGUCAUGCAUUUGUUUAUUGUCAAUCAUGUGACUGUUAUAGAAUUUAAGACUAUGUUGUUACACAAUAAAAUGU